AUGCCCCCGGGACUGCAGACUGUGGGAGUUUUUGAAGGGUCCCGCAACGUUUCUCUCGCUAACAGCUCAGUCCAUAUCGAGGAUCGUCUUGAAGCGAUCCACCCAGUUAGCUUCAGCAUUUGGAAGAGUGUCAUCGCACCUAGCGCCUUCCACAACUCAGACGAGAAGUACAACCCGCCGAGAUGCCAUCCUCGGACUCGUGAAGCCCUCCUCGGGAAAAUCAUGUCCUGGGUGCGGGGCGAAAUUGACACUCAACCCUUGGUGUUUUGGUUGAACGGGCUCGUGGGUGUUGGCAAAUCAGCAAUGGGACAAACGAUUGCGGAGAUUUGUGAGCAGGAGGGCCUGCUCCCCGCAAGUUUCUUCUUCUCCCGCUCAAAUCUCACGCGAAACAACAGAAAUCUCUUCGUCACUACACUGGCCUACCAGAUCGCAUUGGCUGUCCCCCAUGCCCGACGCUGCAUUGAGCUGGCGUUCGAGCAUGACCCCGUCAUCAAUACCCAGUCGCUGGAAACUCAGGUCAGGAAACGAGUCAUCGAACCCCUCGACAUCAUCAAUCAAGCCAGUGAUUCCAUUCGGGCAUCAGGUGGCCGCCUCAUUUUCCUCGUUACUAGCCGUUCUGAGCAAGAGAUUGCACUCAAGCUCCACUCAGUUCCCAUGGUCCAUGGAGGAUAUCUCAAUGUACACCCUCGACGUCUCUUGCGACUCAGACGCUGA
Molecule: messenger RNA, 714 nt
Organism: Cyclocybe aegerita
Lineage: Eukaryota; Fungi; Basidiomycota; Agaricomycetes; Agaricales; Hemipholiotaceae
Source: the annotation of a GenBank genome assembly